This is a messenger RNA of Mugil cephalus (flathead mullet), 8040 nucleotides long. Its product is annotated as transmembrane protein 132D. The coding region runs from base 750 to 4307 and encodes 1185 amino acids. The transcript is spliced from 16 exons. The record is from RefSeq and is a predicted model, not a curated record. NCBI's taxonomy places the organism in Eukaryota, Metazoa, Chordata, Actinopteri, Mugiliformes, Mugilidae.
CUCUCCUCCCUCCAUCCCGCGGACAAGUGUACACAGACUCUCAAGUUGAGCCCAGGCUCGCACACACACAAACACGCACAGAUAACAGAGAGGAGGCUAUAGUCAGAGGAUACACAGAGGGAGGAAGGAAAAGAAAGAAAGCAGACGGAGCUGCUGACGAUCGAGCGGAAUUUGGAUUUUAUGUAGCUAAUGCACAAGCCUUACGUGACAGAGUUUUAUUGUUUUUUUAUGUUUUAAAAUCGGCAGUGAAGCGGACUUUUGAAAGCGUUUGUGGAGUUCUUGAGACGCUCUGUUUAAACUUUGGAAGAAGGAAAACUGUGAUAGAGACAGAGACACUCAGUUUUCCUCCGCUUUAACCGUCCCGUUUGGAUAAAUAAGGCAGAGGAGCGCACCAGUGGAAACGUUUCAGCCAUCGGUCCUGGCUUAAAAGAGAGACACGGCUGAGUUUUGGGGGGGAUAAAAGGCCAAUCUCCAUCGGAAUUGCCUUUUCGGGAGGGUUCCUCUUUAUUACCGAUCCCAGAAGGAUUUAUUGUUUACUCCAAAUCUCAUCUGCGCCGUGUCUUAGGUCAAGCGCAGAGGGAGCGCAGAUUGGUCAAAAUGAGGUUAUUGAUGGCACCGAUAUUAUAGUAAAUUGUCCGUGGGGGGAAACAAGAAAGACAUCAAAAUAAAUCCCAUUUUGCGAACAUUUCCGGAGUUUUUUUUCUUUUCUUUUUCUUUCUUUUUUUUUUUUUUUGUAACCGAGAGGAGGGAUGGAGACGGUCGGAAGAAGGGGAGGCGCGCCGGUGGGAAAUCUCUUCUGGAAGACGGUGCUUGUGCUUUUUCUGUGGAAAGUUUCUAACAGCCGAGCAGGAGCAGCAGGUAGUGGACCAGGUGCAGGGCCGGACUCCUCACAGCCCCGUUUCUCCUCCUCCCUCCCCACAUACCUCCCAGUCCAGUGCCAGCUAAGUGGUGCUGACUCCGCCUUCUUCCUACGGGAAGCCAAUCAAGAGGUCAUGCGAAAUGGAAGCCUUUCAUCACGGACUGAGCCGUUCUUUCUCCACCAGCUAGAACCGGGUGUUGCUGUCCCGCAGUCCCUGCCGAGCGUCAAUUGCACGUAUGGAAAUCUGAGCAUCGAGCAGCCAAUCCCAGUGGAGCUGCUUCAAGGUCCGCUUCCACAUCUGCUGCUCUCAAAGAACCAAGUGACAUUGAACUGGAAGGUUAAAGGUCAAGUGGUGGUGUCCAAAGUGGGAUCAACAAGGCCCUGGAUACAGGUGCUGUUUUACCUGGUAGGACGGCGCUGGGAUGAGCCUGAUCCACCUCCUCCAUCCCUCCUCCCAUGUGUUAGAGCCUUGGCCAUCCGUGACGCCAGUGAAGCAGCACCAUCCGCAGGCUGCCGACUUGUGGGACCAUCUGGCAUCUGUGUUGUCCGUCUGGAGAUUCCUCCAGCUUGGUUUACACCACCACAAGUGAGAAAAAGGCCUCCUGAAGUGAGUUUGCCAUCAGUGGAUGUGUAUUAUUCAAUUAUACCAGUAGAAGGAGCUGGUCAAGAGUGUCCGUCCGUUGUUAAUGAGCCAUGGAGAGGUCAAAGUGCAAACAGUGGGCCACUUGGAAGCCUCGGUCUGGGUCUUGGGGGACAGUGGAACCCUGCAGUGGAUGGAGGUCUUCAGGACAUGCUUAAAGCUGGUUCUGUGGCAAUGAGCGUAGGUCCAGUUUCGGCCACCGGACAACGACUGCAGUUAGAUGAAAAUGUGGAGGUUCUGGUGCCACCCAGCCUGGUUCGGCUUGGAAAGACGGUGGCAUUUGGCAUCUACAUGAAGACAGAUGCAAACAUGGAGCAGUUUACACUAAGGGUGUGGUUCCAGUCAGGCAUCAACUUCCUGGCUGUGAAACCCAGCAACCUUGUCGCAUGGGAGAUCAAACAGGAAAUGGCACCGGGAAGCAGUUCGUUGGCGGUGAUGUGUCAGAGGAAGGCUUCCUCCACAGCAGAGAGAUUGGAAAGUCCUUCAUAUGAGGUAAUGCAGCUGGACUUUGAGGUGGAUAACGUGAUCAACCUGGUGCCAACCCAGACUCUACACUGGAAUGUUGAAUACCCAUCUGGCACCCAAACCACUACUAGGCAGGCUGAGAAAGUCUCACACCUCUACAUCAGCAAUGCCGACAUACAGGGCAUUGUACCGCUGGCUGAGGACACCGAGGUGCUGAAUACAGCUAUUCUUACUGGACGACAUGUUGCAGUACCCAUAAAAUUGGUUACCGUAGAAACUGAUGGCCAGGUGAGGGAGGUAGACGACUCUGUCACCUGCAGCUCGACAGACGUGGAUGUGGUCAAGGUUUCCCCAAACUGUGACCAGGUUUUGGUGAACGGUAAGGAAAUGCAUGGGCGGCAGUCCUUGGCAGUCAACUUCACCUACCUGCACCUAUCUGCUCAGCUGCACCUCACCGUCUGGGUGCCAAAGCUCCCCCUGCAGAUAGACGUGUCUGACACUGAGCUGAGCCAGGUCAAGGGCUGGAGGGUGCCCAUCAUCACCAGCAAGAGACCUACCAGAGACAGUGAAGAUGACGAGGAUGAUGACAGGAAGGGCAAAGGCUGCACCCUACAGUACCAGUAUGCUUUGGUGCGGGUCCUCACCCACUUUGUCGCAGAACCCUCUGACCCAGGGGGAGAGAUGGUCUACAUGCUGGGUGCCGACUGGCAAGCUGAUAUCACUCAUUUGGUUUUGGAUCAGAUAAAGGUUGAAGAUCCUCGCAUUGCGAGACUGAUAGACGGACGGAUCUUAAUGGGGCGAGACUUGGGGAUCACUAAUAUACAGGUUCUGUCUCCACUAUCUGACUCUAUAUUAGCAGAGAAGACUGUGACUGUGUUGGAUGACAAGGUCACCAUCACGGACCUGGGAGUCCAGCUGGUUGCAUCUUUGUCCCUCAGCAUGACGGCGAGUCCUGGAAAUUACCAGGCCAUACAGCUAACAACUACAGCUACAGACCUGCUACACACACCUAAACAGGAGGCCGUGAUCAGUGCAUGGAUCCAGUACAGUGACGGCUCUGUGACACCACUUGAAAUCUAUGACCCCAAGGACUUCCUCCUCUCAGCCAACUCAUUGGAUGAGAGUGUCAUCACAGUCACCAAUCAGGAACAGCACUGGCCGAUUUUAGUUGCAGAGGGGAAUGGACAUGGUGCGCUAGUCCGUGUAGAGAUGGUGAUUUCUGAGACUUGCCAGAAGUCCAAAAGGAAGAGUGUGUUGGCAUCUGGAGUUGGUAAUGUGAUAGUUAAAUUUGGAGCAAAGGAUGAGGAAAGAGGAGUGAUGGGAAGAGGAGGACAGGAAGACGGUGGUGGGAUGGAUAACAGCACCAGUGAGCAACGGACAAAGGACGGAGAGUGGAAGUCCAACAGUGCAGCAGUGGACCGAGAGGAAGGAGCCAUGAGGAAGGUUAGCACAACGACCAAGAGCACAGUAACCCAUCGUGGUUCAGGUGGCAAAGCUGCUGCUGCUGGAAGCAGCAGUGGAGGCAGCGGUCCCAGCCAAGCAGGGGACUACAGCAGCUACCCAGCACAAGUGGAGAUACCAGGGACUGGAAACAGUGAGCUGACUCAGACCACUAGAGGCCUGUCAGACCUAGAGAUUGGAAUGUAUGCCCUUCUGGGGGUAUUCUGCCUGGCAAUACUCGUCUUUCUUAUCAACUGUGUCAGCUUUGCUUUCAGAUAUCGUCACAAGCAGGUCCCUGUGCUGGAAGCAGGAGGCAACAUGAACCACGCCCAUGACUGGGUAUGGCUUGGCAAUGAGGCUGACCUGUUAGCUGACCACUCUGACCAAUGCCAGAGAGGGCUACCUGAUGAAUGCACCACCAUCAUUGAUCGACAUGAAGGUGGAUACGAGGAGAACAAGUACCUGCUUAAUGGGGCUGGCAACUCCUUAAUGGUGGGAGUGGGCACAGGCAUGGGUACCAUUAGUAGGAGUGGUGGCACAGGUGGACACCGGGGCAUCACCCAUGGGCAGACCUUGCCCAGAUCUGUUCCAGAACCACAUCAGUGCCUUUCAGCAAUCACCACCAGUGGUAAAGACUCCACUGGCCAAAAGGAGCAUCUGAAUAAUUCCCCUCGAGCCACGGCUGCAGCUGCAGUUGCAGCUGGCAAGCGCAAGCGUGUCAAAUUCACGUCUUUUGCCACUGUUCUGCCCAAUGAUAAUUCAGGUGGCGAUGGCCCAUACACCAACUCCUCUGCCCUGGUCACCAAUGGGAGCCAGGAUGACAUCAAGUGGGUGUGCCAGGAUAUGGACCUUGGUCAGUCUGAAAUCAGAACCUACAUGGAGAGGCUACAAGACAAUCUGUGACUGUUGGGAAUGAGACAGAGGAGGAGCAGGAGAGGAUGAGUGCAGGAGAAGGGAUGGACAAUGAGUACAAUUCACCUGUGAUGCCUUUGCAAUGGAUUAAUGGAGGGAGAAUGGGAGAAAUAUGAGAACAGUGAAGGGAACAUAGAGUGCUGUGAAGAGUUUAAACAGAUAGUGGAGGGGAUGCUUACAUUUAGCCCCCCUUAGGAAAUGGAAAGCAUAAAGUCAUCACUAGCUCACACUAAAAUUAAUAGUAGCAAACAAUAAACAACAUAAUGAAUUUGUUUUGUAUUAUUUAUUGUGAAAAUAUUAGUGUUAAUCAGUAAUAAUGUCACUAUUGGUUAUGAAUGUUUACUUUCAGAAUACCAGUAAACCAUUGUAUACAUACAUUAUACAGUAAAUUCAGGGUAUGUUAUUGGACAAACCUUAUUAAGCCACUAUACAUUUAAACGAGGAUGGGGAAACUUACUGUACUGACUUUUGAAGUCUUUUUUUUACUCAUAUGGUACAUUGCCAAAAAUGGCUGUGGAUUAAUUAUUGAUCUAGUUCCAAUAUACUGUACAAACCUGUCAUUUACCUGCCAAGUCUGCUCAAUGGUUUCAUAGUGAAGCACUAAAUUCUCUGAAGAAUAGGUGCUCACCAAAUAUAGGUUCUAUUCUUGUUUUAUCAAACCAUUUUCUUUUGGCAUUGCUAAAAUGUGAAAUGUAAUAUAUAUAUAUAUAUAUAUAUAUUUAUAUAUAUAUUCAAGUACUCAACCAGAAAUUCAGGCGUUUCGCCGUCACCCAUGGGAAUUGUCAUUGAGCUCUGUAUUCAGGCACUCGUGCUCAUUCCUCAAACUACUGAGUGUGCUGAAAGAAAAGUUGUCAAAAAAUGAUAUGACAUGCAAAAGACUGUUUCUCCCUUGGAUCCAGGACAGAGGCAUUUGAUCUUGCACAAUUACAAACAGGAAAGGACAUCAGCCACAUUUCUCCCCACAUAUUCAGAACCGGUCCCUUCAUCUCCUGGUCCCUCUCCGUGUGUCUGUGGUUGGUCAGCAGACAGCUGUAGAGAAACCUUUGUGAACUAAAACACACGGUGAAAUCUGGUGGAAUACUGUCUGUAAACGUAAGGGGUACUGGCUGGCUGAGGAGUCUCACAUUGAAAGGAGGCAGCUUUGGCUUUGAAAAUCCCCCUUGAACACUUAAUGAGGAUUAUGUAAAGCAAAUUGUACAACGUAGACAACGAGACAGACAACAGUACCUCCAGGGUUGCACAUGGAGCUAACAGGAUAAACUGACUGAUAUGAUAAAAUAAACCAACAAGGAACCAAUAUCUACUUGUUAGAUAUUGAUUCAUGAAACAUUUUGCUGAACAUUAUUAUAAAUACAUAUAUAUUUUUUUCCCCUUUUUUUUUGUCCUUUUUGAUAAAUAGAUUUAAAUUAUGUUUUUCCUGAUUAUCUUUUUAUCCUUAGUUGGGAAGAAAUUAAUUGUAGCUUUUCAUUUCAGAGAUUUAUUAAGACUUUAAGAAUAUAUGAUUAUUAUUAUUUUUUGUCCUAGAUAUCUAUUUAUUUAAAUUGACAUUUGAGAGGAUGACUGACUGAAAGACUGAAAAUGAAUAGCACAUAAAAGAAUAAGUGAAAAGAAGGGACACAGAGCAGGCAGGAGUUGCCUCACCUUCAUUAAGCUCAGGUGAAGAGUCAUGGAGAACUGACAAUAAAAUAAAAGGAAAACUGUACGAUUGUUGAGACUGCAAUAUUUAUUUAUAAAUGUGUUACUGUUUCAGAGUACACUGUACUGUAUGUUGUAAAUAAAUAAACAUGCUUCAAAAUGCUUGUGAAUAAGACUGCAGGCCACUAGCCAACCACAUGGUGAUAUUUUGUACAUUUUACAGUGCAAACAUGGUACACAAUACUAGCUACCACCACAAUGUGAAAGUGAUAUUAUUGGUUCUUUUUCUAAAGAUGUUCCUGUCCUUGUUUGAAAUAUUAAAUCAGUUUUUGUCUUUGUACAGGGUAGUGUUCAGUUUAUCUCCAUACUGAGAUGUAAAAAUGGAGGUAAUCCAUCAUGCAUUAUGCCCAAACUUGCUUGAGGACGGCAAGUUUGAGAAGACCCUUUCAGAAUAAAACCAAAUGCUACAAUGAUUAUCAGUGGGCUAGCCUGAGAAAAAACAAAAAAACAAGCAAAGUCAGAAUGAGAAUCAAAGAGAAAAUAACUAAAACUGCACAUUAAAAUCACAACCCAGAUGACUGGGCCUGAAACUGAAAGAGAAGAGCGUGAAGGGGAAAAAAAAGAGAGCUCAAGCAGACACAGAUGAGAGACCUGAGCUGACACCAAAUGGGGGCUGCAUAGCCUCCACCAAAGCAAUAGACGUUUUGACUUCUGACUGCAACUCUACUGUAUGUUCUGGACACAUUCCUGUAUCUAUCCUGCUCUGACAUAGUUACAAAACUGCUGCGAUCAAAAGGACCAUUCGAACAGGUCAGAGAUUAAUAGUUGCGCAGAGGUAUGAACAUAACAAUGCUUUCAGAUGAACAGCCUUUUAACUCUUAACCCUCUGUGAAGUUAAUCAUAUUUAACUGCUUUGGAUACCCAUUCUACCUAUUUUUUCUAUACCAGCUUAAAAAAAUACAAGGCUAUUUUUGAUUUAGAACCUGGGGGUAUUACAUUUGUUAUUCAAUGAAGGGAAAGCGACUGUAUGUAGCCACAAAUAGCAGCGAAGGACCACAGCUUACUGCAUGCUUACUAAAUUGUUAUUGCUGAAAUCUGACACAAUUCCAGAGAGGAAGACAUUUAAAAGCAUCAAUGUGUGUCUUUUUUUCUCUCUCUCUCUCUCUCUCUCUCUCUCUCUCUCUCUCUCUCUCUCUCUCUCUCUCUCUCUCUCUCUCUCGGCAAUUAUCAGAUGUUACAGAAUGACCAGAAUAGUGGAAGUAGGUUGCAACUACAGAGGAGGGUUAAGAAGAACAUGUGUCAAUUCAUGCUAAUUUAAAUAAAGCAUUUAUCAGAUCAGAGACAAAAUAAAGUUAUUAUUAUUAUUAUUGGGCACUAUCUGCUGUUAAGCUGCUUCAUUGUAUAUCUUUUGGCAUCCCAUCUCCUAUAACCUGUUUGUAUUUAUGUGUUGUUUUUGCAUAUGCAGGUAGCAGUUUGAUAUUUACAGUAUACAGCAUAAGAAAAGGCAAUAAUUCACAUAACGUCACAUAACCACAGCUUCUCACAUAUGUAACGUGCUCCUCUUUUGUCCAUUUCAAGCCUAACAAGUCUCUUUCUAACAAGAAACGUUUCAAGACUGAUUCAAUAAUUCUAUGUUGUUAUGUAGCCUUGUGUUCUAAGGUGGUCGGCAUUUUGGGUCCGAUUUAUUUUUCAGAUCGAUUUUCGGAAGUGUUAGUUAAUCAGUUAGGCAUAUACACAAGCCAUGUUGUAACUUCCAAUAAAUGCAUAUUUUUAAAUAAUUCCUCUCAGAUAAAGUCAGUCCACAGCAGUAAUUUAACAAGCAAGCAGUAAAAACUAAGGGGCCAUCUACAGUGGCUACAUCAGACUGAAAAACAUCCAAACUUGAGAGCAACAGAUCUUGACUCUCCAAAAGGUGUGCUGUUAUAGUGUAGUUACUGCAGGAGGUACGAAAGGAACAGCACUUGAACACACUACAGGUAGAGAAGGUGUGGGUCCUAAAGGGUUUUUAUUUAUUUAUUUAUUUAUUUAUUUUGUUUCACUAUUGUCAUUGUUUAAAAAUGGAGGCCAAUAAAGACCCAAAAUGAACCAA